ACCGCACUGCAGCUCCAGUGGUCCCCUGGCUCCGAGUUCCACGUGCCGCUCUCCUCUGGGUAGAGGCACCUGCUGCGCUGUCCUGCGGCUCAGGCUCCGCCCCUUCCCCGUCUCCUCCUCCUCAGUGAAGAAAGCGCGCGCCAGCAGCGCGCUCGAGUCAGAGAGACUGUCACUUGCGCGGGUCUCCAUCGUUUGUUGGUUCUCUUUUGGGGCUGCGGUCCGCCGGUCUCGCGGAGAUGAAGGGUCGCUUGGGUCUGGUAGUGCUGCUUGCCGGAUUAAGCGGCAUCGGCAGCUUCAGUUUCCUUGCCACCGCUAUCUGGAGCGAAUACUGGUACAUAAUUCAAGUGAACAAGCCAAACAUUACCGAUUCGGGGGAACUGGACUCUCAUUCCGGACUCUGGAACAACUGUGAAGGCAAGAAUGCUUGUGAACCUCUCAUCUGUCCUUUCUCUGCGAAUACUACAAACUUACCUGAUCCUUGGAAACUUUUAAUUACAAUGCGUAAAGCAAUUGUCAUCCUCCUGCCACUCAGCCUCAUCUUGCUUGUGUUUGGAGGGAUUUUUGGUCUUGUUGGAUUUCUUUCAAAGAGCUUUAUCCUGUUGGUGGUCACUGGCUCCUAUUUCAUCAUCUGUAGUCUCUUCACUCUCUCCGGUGUCUGCAUUUACAUUGCCUACUCCCACCUGGCCUAUCAAGAAUCAGUACGCACCUUUGGUCCUCAGCGGUUCGCUUAUGUCAACAUCAGUUUUGGUUGGUCGUUGGCUGUAGCAUGGCUGUCCUUUGCCAUGGAGGUUGUCACAGGGUUGUUACUGCUUAUGGCUGCAAAAAUCACCAGCCCUUAAUACAUCGUUCCAUCAAAAACUGGGGAUGAGCUUUCUGAAGACUUGAAUAUUUUAUUUCGCCAAACAUUAAGGAUAUGCUUAUUA
Molecule: messenger RNA, 923 nt
Organism: Erpetoichthys calabaricus (reedfish)
Lineage: Eukaryota; Metazoa; Chordata; Cladistia; Polypteriformes; Polypteridae
Gene: tmem235b
Product: transmembrane protein 235b
Exons: 4
Coding region: 237-839 (200 amino acids)
Cellular component (GO): apical plasma membrane
Source: RefSeq, a predicted model, not a curated record